AUGAUUGUCGUUGCCUUGAAUGCCGUCUUUGCGAUCCGUAGGAGGGGAAGAAUUUUAGGGGACGGGGGUUCUGGCGGAGGACACGGAGGAACAGCGGAGCACGACGCGCUAAACAGUCAUUUUGGAGGAGUAUUCGAUGGUGGCGCUUCUCUAGAGUCUGGAGGAGAUAUGGUCGGUGUUGGCGAUUUCGGGGGCGGCAGUUCAAUCAGUGGGGCUGACGGAGGAGUCAUGGGCAGCAGUGACACUGGUGGCGGCAGUGGUGGAGGCGGUGGUUCUACGCCAUGUGAUAGCGGCAGUGGAGGCGGUGGCUGCGGCUUUUAA
Messenger RNA from Syzygium oleosum, 321 nucleotides. RefSeq lists its product as uncharacterized. NCBI's taxonomy places the organism in Eukaryota, Viridiplantae, Streptophyta, Magnoliopsida, Myrtales, Myrtaceae. The coding region runs from base 1 to 321 and encodes 106 amino acids. The transcript has a single exon. The record is from RefSeq and is a predicted model, not a curated record.